AUGCGUGCCGGCGGUUGCGCCCUCCAGCAAUCCCUGACCCCCGAGUCUUCCGCCGUCGUACGGCAGGCCGUCCUCCUCGCCCGCCGCCGUGGCCACUCCCAGGUAACCCCCCUCCACGUCGCCACCACCCUCCUCCAUCCCGGCGCCGGCGCCGCCGGCGGUGGCGGCCUCCUCCGCGCUGCCUGCGCCGGCUCCCACUCACACCCCCUCCGUUGCAAGGCCCUCGAGCUCUGUUUCAACGUCGCCCUCAACCGCCUCCCCGCCGGUCCCCACCCCUCCGUCUCCAACGCCCUCGUGGCCGCUUUCAAACGGGCCCAGGCCCACCACCGCCGCGGACCACCCACGGAAGCCCAAUCCCAAAUAUCCCCCACCUCAUCAGCCCAUCUCCUCCCCGUCCGCAUCCCCCUCGACCGCCUCGUCGUCUCCAUCCUCGACGACCCGAGCGUCAGCCGAGUCAUGCGCGAGGCCGGCUUCUCGAGCACCCAAGUAAAAAACAACGUCGAAAAAGCCAUCCUCAACAACAACAAUAAUAAUAAUAGUAACGAUUUGCCACGAAAAAAACUACCAACAAACAAAUCAAGAAACCAACACGACGCCGGAAUAACCGCCGUCGAAACCUUAUUGCUUGGCCGGAAAAACCCUAAGAGCAUUGUUUUAGUUGGUGAAUCCGUCUCCGGCUUGGAAACUUCCGUCAAGGGUUUGAUGGAUAGGGUCGACCGUGGAUUGGUUCGUGAGGAUUUGAGGGAGGUGAAGUUUGUUACUAUACCGCCAUUUUACACGUUUCGCAAUUUGCGUCAGGAGGAAGUCGAACGGAAGGUCGGUGAGUUGAAAGGGCUCGUUAGGGGGUUGUUGGGGAAAGGUGUGGUUUUGUAUUUGGGAGAUUUUAAGUGGAUAAGUGAGUAUAGGGUUAGGUUAGGGUUGGCCGACGAGUACUAUUGCUCGGUCGAGCACGUGAUUAUGGAGAUCGGGCGUUUGGUUCGGGGGAUUGGGGAGGAUGAGAGGUUUUGGCUAAUGGGGGUCGCGACUUUCGAGACGUACAUGAGUUGUAGAAAUGGGUAUAAUUCGCUCGAAAGCGUUUGGGGCUUGCAUCCGGUCACGAUCCCGAGUGAUAAUUUGGGAUUUAGUCUCGUUUCUCAAAGUGAUCAUGAUCAAGAAGAUGUCGAAAAUGGAUAUUCGGAUCAGCUACGACCGAUGAUUGUUAAUGGAGAUGUAACGCUUUUGUGUUGCGCCGAUUGCACAGAGAAAUUCGAAGAAGAAGCUCGGAACUUACGAACGAAUAGCCUCGGCAAAGGUGGAGAGCAUCCAAGCUUGCCCUUUUGGCUUAAAGAUGAAAGUAGAAGACUUAAUAAUAGCCAUAAUAAUCAGAGCUCAGAGGCAGUCAAGGAACUAUGCAAGAAAUGGAACACAUUCUGCAACUCAACCCAUAAAACCCCACCUUUAUUAGACAAAACCCUUACAUUCUCUUACACACCACUUUCUUAUCCUUGCUUUUCAUUUGACCAUCAAAAGAUCGACUCGACCCGGAUCCAUAACCGUUUAUCUUCACCCGACCCGACCCAAAUAUCUAAUCCACUAGGAUCGUUACACAUGCCGGAGACUAGCAAUAUAAAUUCAAGAAACACAAUCUCUUCGAAUUCGGCUUCUUCGAGUGAGGUCAUGGAGGUGGAUCACGCGCGACAUUUCAACGAGUUCAAUGGAGAAAAUCUCAAUGCAUUAUGCGAUGCCCUCGGGAAAGAGGUUCCAUGGCAGAAGGAUGUUAUUCCAGAAAUUGUUGGAACCAUAUUACAAUGCAGGUCCGGAAUGUUGAAAAGAAAGUCCCUAUCUGGAGGCCACGGGCCCAAACAAGAAACAUGGCUUCUUUUCCUCGGCCCGGACAAGGCGCAAUCCAAGGAGCGAAUCUCCAAGGAGUUGGCUAAGAUUGUGUUUGGCUCGUACUCGAGCUUCCUCUCAUUCGGGCCGGGCUCAACCUCUGCCACAUCAUCAAACUACGUAGAAAGAUUCGGUCGGGCAGUGUCGGAAAAUCCUCACCGGGUUUUCUUGUUGGAAAAUUUGGAGCAAGUCGACCGUUGCUCGAGAAUGGGUAUCAAAAGGGCGAUCGAGAGAGGGAGGAUUAUGGACGAGACGGGCCAAGAGUUCGGUUUUCGUGAUGCUAUUAUCGUGUUGAGUUGCAAGGGUUUUGGGCCCACAAGGGCUCGUUCUUCGGAUAAACAAGAAACGGAUAAAAACGGGGUCGUUGAUGAGGAUGAAAGCCCGUGUUUUUCGCUCGAUUUGAAUGUUUCUUUGGAGGGUGAGGCCAUUAAUGAUGAUGAUGAUGAGGGUUUUGAAUUUGAUGAGUUCGGGAUUUUUGAAAAUGUUGAUAGGUGCCUAGUUUUCAAAGAGCCAUGA
This is a messenger RNA of Striga hermonthica, 2385 nucleotides long. Lineage: Eukaryota; Viridiplantae; Streptophyta; Magnoliopsida; Lamiales; Orobanchaceae. The record is from the annotation of a GenBank genome assembly.